Messenger RNA from Trypanosoma conorhini, 2556 nucleotides. RefSeq lists its product as uncharacterized. The coding region runs from base 1 to 2556 and encodes 851 amino acids. The record is from RefSeq and is a predicted model, not a curated record. The transcript has a single exon. Lineage: Eukaryota; Euglenozoa; Kinetoplastea; Trypanosomatida; Trypanosomatidae.
AUGCCGUCGAAGAAAAAGUCCACGGCUUAUGAUGCCGAGAAGGGGGAGCUUCUGCGUCAAGCGGAGAUGCGCAAACUCGCCGAGGAGCAGGAGCGUCUGCGCAAGCUGGAGGCUGAGGCGCGGCAACGGUUGGAGGAGGAAUGGAGGCGCGCCGUGGAUGAUGAGCGGCAGCGGCAGAUGGAAAUUUACCGCGCCAUCACCGAGCGGGAGUUGCGGUUGGCCUUCGAGAUUCGUGAGCAGCGGCUGAGUGAGGCACUCGAGUGCAAAGACCGCGAGACCCGCGAGCUCCGCGCAAAGUUGAAUGGGAUGCAGCUGAGCGUGGACAACCUGAUGCAGGAGCGGGAAUCCGCCCUGCGACGCGUGGCCAUGCUGGGCAACGAACUUGAGCUCGCACAGAUGAAGAGCGUCGAGGCAGAGGCGGUGCUCGAGGAGCGAAUUCGCGAGACGCGCGCACGACUGCGGGAAGUGGAAGGCCUGCGCGACGAGUCAACGGACGCAUACCGUGAACUGAAGGUGGAGUACGAGCGUCUUAGGCGGGGAAAUGAGGAGAUGCAGGCGCAGUUUGCCGCCAUGCAGGCGGCGCAGACCACCGAUCUCGCCGCUGUCGACACUCAACUCUUACAGGUGAAUCCGCAGAGCACAGACGCCGAGACGGCGCUUCUGCUGAAGGUUCUUCACGAGGAAGUAGAGAAACACCGUGAGACGGCGCGCUUGCUUCAAUCUGAACUCGAACGAAAGGGUCGUGACGACGAGAAGGGAAGCGUGCUCAUCAGCCUUCUUAACUCCCAACUGGAGUCCUCGCGGGACGAGUGCAAGCGGCUGCAUGAGCUAUCCACGGAUAGGCGGAGGGAACUAGAGGCCGUGCAGUCCCUGCUGGACGGGGAGCGUGAGAAGACCAAAACACUCUACCGUGACCUUGACAAGGCCUACGCGGAGGCGACUGUGGAGCGUAGGCAGUUCACCCUGGAGAUUGGUGUGCAUACGGCGCAGGUAGGGCAACUCUCCAAGACCCUGGAACAGGUGAACGCGGAGCUGGUGGGGUUGAAGGAGGAGUUUGACGCCCACCGUGCCAAGGCCGCGGAACGUGAGCAGUACGACUUCCAGGUGAAUGUCUCCCUCAGAGGGGAGGUGGAACAGCUCAAGAAGGAUCUUGCUAAAAUGACGGAGGAAAUGCGUAUUGCCGGCGAUGACGCGUACACAAAGAAGGCGCUUUUGCGGGCGGAAAUUGAGAGUCUUAAGAUACGACUGCAAAAAAUGCAGGAGAACGCGGAAAAGAAUGAGCGGGAGGCGUUUGAGACGAUAGCAGUGCUGCGUGCCACAACAGAACGGCUGCAGGAGGAGAAGGCGGCCACUCUGCGUACCACCGAGGAGGAAAUGCGGAAGUUGCGGGACAACCUCAUGUCCGUAAGCGCCGCACGCGACGCCCUUCAGACCCUUUCCGAGGAGUUAAAGGCACAAAAGGAGGCGGUUGAGAAGGACCUUUUUGAAAAACUCCUCCGCAUGACGGCCAACCAUGACCGCCUGCAUGAAGAUCUGCAGCAGGUCACGGCGAAGUUCGCGGCUCGCGAGAAGGAGUACGUUGAGAACGCCAUUUUCCUCAACGCGGAGAAGGAAACACUGAAGAGUAAAGUCGAGGAGCUCAGUGACAAGCUUGCGCAGCGGACGCAGGAGCACGCGCACCACGUGCAGACUAUCACGGAUGAACUCACCACACUCAAGAUAAAGACAGAGAAGCAGCUGAAGGCACACCAGAGUGCCCAACAGUCGGAGGCGGAACGCGCUAGCAAUGCCGAGGCGGAGGUGCAGGCACUGAAGCAGCGGGUAGCAGAGCUGCAGCUGCAGAUGCAGAUGAAGCGACGUGAGCGUGAGGAGGCGGAGCAUGCGAUGAAAAGUGAGAUUCGUGAGCUGCGGAUGGAACUCAAUGCGGCGAAGCGUACAAUUGAGCGGUUUGAGUGCGCCCUCGGUGACACCUCGUACAAAUCUUUGUGUGAGGCAAACGACCGCAUGCGUCGCGACUUGGAGCAGCAGCGCGAGAAGGUGGCGAUGCUCAACGACACGAUUGCCUCAAUGAAGGUGGAGUCAACCAUCAUGGGAAGCUACAAGGAGAAGAUGCUCGCCGACAAGAACGAGCAGUACUCCAGACGUGUCCAGCAACUAGAGACGUUACGACAGAUGAUGAGCCCACUCUUUUUUGAGCUGCGCUCCAUUGUCGAAAGACACGGCCUUGCCGGUGUACUGCGCCGCGACCUCGACGCAUUUGACGACCACGUGCGACGCUCACGUCUGACGUCAGGGCAGGAGAAGCGGCACAACACCCCCGCCUCCUCUGUAGAGAAGGCCGCCGUAGCAACGGACGCCAAAUGCCACGCAUCAACUGCCGACGACGGCUACCCAACCUUGCCUGCAGUUGACACCCGCACCGCAUCGCAAACCGACGAUGCUGAAAACCACCGUUUUGUUCCACGGAAGCCGGUCUCCGCAGAUUCGAAGCCGCAAAAACAACAACAGCAACAACAACAAUCAUCCACCACGAAUGAACUUCCAAGCAUUUUUUGA